Messenger RNA from Archocentrus centrarchus (flier cichlid), 3175 nucleotides. Its product is annotated as tubulin monoglycylase TTLL3-like. Gene Ontology annotation, molecular function: protein-glycine ligase activity, initiating. Gene Ontology annotation, biological process: cilium movement; cilium assembly; protein polyglycylation. The transcript has 12 exons. The record is from RefSeq and is a predicted model, not a curated record. NCBI's taxonomy places the organism in Eukaryota, Metazoa, Chordata, Actinopteri, Cichliformes, Cichlidae. The coding region runs from base 493 to 2976 and encodes 827 amino acids. Gene Ontology annotation, cellular component: axoneme; microtubule cytoskeleton.
AUCGCUGUCAUAGAUCAUGGAGAGUUGGUUUAUCAAGCCAUGGCUGGUCAUGGUGGAUACGUUUUAUAUUUCUACUCGUGUGUGCACGCGUGCGCCUUUGUUGCGCAUAGCCAUGCCAGUCAUCACAGCCUAAAUCAGUUCAGAUUAAGAUGCCUGAUUAACCCAAUUUACAUCCUUCUUCAGCUGCUGCAUAGACAAAAUUAGGUGCCACAUGCCAUACUAUUUAUAGUAAAGCUUUCUCUAUUUUUCAGCUGCAGGGGAUGCAGUAGCCUAACAGCAUGUUUAGGUCUACAGUGAAAAGAAAUUUGGAAAUUGGAAUCAUUUAUCUGUAAAUUUGAAUCUACUUAUAUUAGCUUGCUAUUUAUAGCUGUAUAUAAAUUUAAAUCCUUAAUAUGGUGUGAAAAUAGUGCACUUGGGUACAUUCAUUUUUUGCUUUCUCUUUCACACUGUGCAUUGGUCAGCUGAAAAGAGACCUACAGACCUCAGCAACAAAUGCCAGCGUUACAAUCCACAGUUGCUCCAGUGGAGGGGAGGUUACGAUGCAGUGUGCCUAGCCUACCAGUGAUCAAGCCAGACAGGCUGAAAACUGCUAAAGCGGUGGUGGAGAAAGCUGUGAAGUUAAGGAAAGUGUUUUCAGUGCAGGGACCCUAUCCCGUGAUCCGCGCUGCAUUACGGGUCAGAGGGUGGGUUGAACGUCGUUUGCCACAUCCAGUCCAAAGAGCACCUCCUUGCCCCUGUGAUGAUGAGGAGGAUGGUAAUGAUGGGCUGGUCAGCAUUUAUGUUACUGAGAAAACAGAUGAAGGCGAGAAAGCGGAGAACCUUGAUGACAUGCAUGACCUCAUGUCUCGCCUAGUUCGAAAUGAAACGACAUAUUUGUAUUGGACGACACGACGAGAUCAUGUAGAAUGUCGCUCCCUACGGCAUGACCAAAUGACCAAUCACUAUGCAAAUGCCGGAACAUUUACCACCAAGGUGGGGCUUUGUGUGAAUCUGCGUAACCUUCAGUGGUUUGACACAGAGGAUCCUGACACUUUCUUCCCAAGAUGCUACAGGCUUGGAGCAGAGGAUGAAAAGCAUGCAUUCAUAGAGGAUUUCAGGAGAACAGCAUGUACCAGCCUACUGCAGUAUGUGGUUGAGACAAGUAUUUGGAGAAGAGAUGAAGCAGAGAGUGACAAACAAAAAUCCAAGAACAGUAUCACUGAAGAGUUGGAUGAUGUGGAACAUCGAUCUGUUGGUCCAGAAAUCAUUGACACAGCCUUGCGUGUGUGUCAAGAGUUUCUCAGUGUUCUAAAGCACAGUGACAUUGAUGUAACUACAGAAAUACCGCCCUCUGUGGAGGAACAGCGAUGGGCAGAGUUUCUUCAACACUACUAUACAGUUGUGCAAAAAGGUGUGUUGAUCAGGGGCAGCAAUACAUUUGUGGAGCGUUGCCAGGAUAUGUUAACCAGACUGCAGGUGGUUUGCCCACAGCUGGACACAGAUGGACUAAACAACAUCUGGAUUAUCAAACCAGGUGCCAAGUCAAGAGGAAGAGGCAUUAUGUGUAUGAAUCGCCUUGAUGAGAUUUUGGCACUUGUGGACACUGACAGAGCCCUGACAAAGGAGAGUAAGUGGGUGGUUCAGAAAUACUUGGAACGCCCCCUACUGGUGCAUGGCACAAAGUUUGACCUCCGUCAGUGGUUCCUUGUAACUGACUGGAACCCUCUGACUGUCUGGUUCUACAAAGAGUGCUACCUGCGGUUUUCCACUCAGCCCUACUCGACAAAAACUCUGGACAGCUCGGUCCACCUGUGCAACAAUUCCAUCCAGAAGCACUUCCAGCCAUCUCGUCAGCGCCAUCCAGGAGUGCCUGAGGAUAAUAUGUGGUCUUGCUCUCAGUUUCGCUCUUUUCUGCAGCGACAGGGCCAUGAGACAGAAUGGGAGACAGUGGUGAUACCAGGCAUGCAGCAAGCAGUGGUCAAUGCUCUACAGACGGCCCAGGACUUGGUGGAACCCCGCAAGGCAAGCUUUGAGCUUUAUGGAGCUGAUUUUAUGUUGGGCAGAGAUCUGAGACCUUGGCUUCUGGAGAUCAAUGCCAGCCCAACCAUGGCCUGUUCCAGCACUGUGACUGCGCGGCUCUGUCCUGCCGUGCAAGUGGACACACUGAGGGUUGUGCUGGAUUGGAGGACUGAUCCCAGUGCUUACACAGGAGGCUUCAAGUUAAUUUACAAACAGGCUGCGGUUGAAGUUCCUCAGUAUUUGGGAGUGAACCUGCUAGUGGAAGGAGCCCCCAUAAAGCGAUCUCAUUAUAGACGAUCUUUUAUUUCUAACUCACCUCUCACUCAUCAGUUCCACCCAGAUCAGUCAUCUCCAGCAGUAGCUGAGGCAAGACAUAAACAGUCCGGCCAGAAGCCACAUGUAGCUGCUGACUUUCACCUUUUGGGCAAGGAGAACCAAGAGAAAAAGCGUCAGCUGACAUCUAUAUAUCCAAAGAGGGAGCAUGAUAUAAAAGCAGAACUUCAGAACACCUGCCAUGUUCGCAGGUCCUGCCGCAAUGUGGCAUAUGAACAGAGCAUGGGUGUACACACUGAACCUCAGAAGAAAGCGUGGCGCUUGGGAUUACGUCGCCGUGUCAGUGCAGCAACAUUGGUGCCAAUGAGUCUGUCCUUAUCCCUAGACCCUCCUUAUAGUACAUCAGAGGGUAAACAGCAGUCCAUUCCUCGACAUGCCUCACACAUGUCCAGAGCCUUCCUUUCCCAACGAAGUUCUGAACCACAACAUAGGAUUUCCUCCCGGGUCUUUCCUUCAUUCCAGGGACCUCUUCCAAGCCUGGAGGCCUUUCGAUUGCAACCAAAUGUUGUGACUGGAACUAAUGUUUGUCAUAAUUCAGCCUUUUUAUCUUAUCCCAGCAUCCACAAGCAUCAGUUAUGUCUCAGCUCUCAAAGGCAAGUCAGAGCCAGACACAAAGGAGAGCUCGUGGGAGAACAUAAAUACUAGAGAUGUUGAUGGAGCGCAACCAGAAACACAGGUUUUGUUGGCAUAAUUUUUUUUUUUUUUUAAUGGGUUGAAGGCAAAUUACUUUCUUAUGUUAACCAGACUAUCAAUUUAGUUGUCUGCCUGUAUGUAUGUAUUGCUGAAUGAUUGUUUGGCCUUUUUUCACCAGCAGGUGGCAUUAAAGGUUCAGUGAUCAAAAAAA